Messenger RNA from Cylas formicarius (sweet potato weevil), 2594 nucleotides. RefSeq names its product LON peptidase N-terminal domain and RING finger protein 1. Lineage: Eukaryota; Metazoa; Arthropoda; Insecta; Coleoptera; Brentidae. The record is from RefSeq and is a predicted model, not a curated record. The transcript has 3 exons. Bases 378 to 1766 code for a protein of 462 amino acids.
UUUUGGGGUAUUUUUAUCCACUCCGUCCGUUAUAUCAAAAUAUGGCGUGUUUACAUAACAGCCGCCGAGCCGCUCAUGCUCGGGAUCGGCAUGGAUUAUUUAACCGUGAAACACUUUGAACUCGCGAGUCGAUCCACAUUCCGCGUUCAGUUUGUCGUAAAUCGCGGCGCGGUGUGGACGUUAGAGGCUAGGAAAUUGCGUCGUUGCCAUGUGCGCGGAGACACACACAAUCGCUCGUUUACAUAACAAGCUCGCAAAAUCUUAAACAUCAAACGUCCUUGGUAAUAUAUUUGGGGUUUGUCGUAACGCGUAUUAGAAGUGCUUCAAAAUCUGUGGUACAAUAACCCUUCUGCCAAAUAAUGUAUUAGUGUCGUAAAAUGAUGCGACGUUCGGAUUCGACAACGACCGAAUUAAAGUGCAACGGACGAUCUUUGAGGAGGAGCAGUGAGAAGAUUAAGCGGCUCAAACGACGCGAGAAACGACCCUACGGCAGACCGAAAUUGUUCAGUGGCGGGGACUUGUUUAGCUGCCCGUUAUGCGGAAACCUUCUAAAACACCCCGUGACUGUAGGGUGCGGGCACACGUUCUGUUCCGGAUGUUUGCGUAGCGAUUGCGGCAUCCGUUGUUCGAAAUGUUCGACGAGUUUCCUUGGGAAUAAACAGAAGCCCCAUUGCGUCAAUGUUGUCGUGCAACAUUUAGUGGAGAAGUGGAGGGAUAAACCUGACGAUGACAAUGACACUGGCGCGCCGCCAAAAACGCGUUGGACGACCUGCAUCACCCCCGACGACCUCGAAUGCAUCCUGUGCAGCCUCUGCUUCCUGGACCCGGUCACGACUUCCUGCGGCCAUACGUUUUGUCGGGACUGUUUGACGCGCGUCCUCGACCAUCGAUUGACGUGUCCGUUGUGCACGCACCCUUUGGAGGUCGGCGAUUAUUUCAAGCGGACGACACUGUUGUUGGACGACGCCGUGCGCAUCCUCAUCCCCGAAGAGUUCGACGACCGGCUCAAGGUUACGCUGUCGGAAAGGUUCGAACUGGCCGCUAGUCCCGACGUUCCAGUGUUCGUUUGCACGAACGCGUUUCCUGGGGUUGCGUGUCCCCUCUACGUCAACGAGCCACGGUACAGGCUGCUGACGCGCAGGUGUCUGCAAUCGUCCUCGAAAAGAUUCGCGAUGGCGAGCGGCGAUCCGAAUAACAAGUUCACCGACUACGGCACCGUCCUCGAGGUAAAGGACGCCGUGACGUUGGCCGACGGGAGGACAAUUCUCACCACCGUCGGCGUUCAAAGGUUUAAAGUGCUGAGCAGGGGCGAGCAGGACGGAUACGAUACCGCCAAAGUCGAUUACAUACGGGACGCGCAAGUGCCGCCGGAGAAAGUGGCACAUUUGACCGGUCUCCACCAAAAGGUUCACUCCAAAGCGGUGAAACUGAUCAGAUCGCUCAAACCAAACGUGCUGGCGGAGGUGGAACAGCUAAUCGGGGAGAUGCCCAAGAUAGAGAAGCAUUGGGCUGCGCUUCCUGACGGCCCGUGUUGGACAUGGUGGUUGAUACCGAUAUUGCCGCUCAGUCCGCAGCUCCAGGUCGGGCUCAUAAGCACUACGAGCCUGGAGAAGCGGCUGCGAGCCAUCGAUAAGAUGCUCGAACACAUGAAAAUCAAGAUGAAGGCCCUGCAAAGGGACACGGUAACGUGUUCGCACCCCGACGACAGUUUGGGGAUUUGCAGAGAGGGGCGGGCUGAUAUAGAAGCCGACUCGGUGGAGAAUUGAACAAGGCGCGGUAUUUUAACACUGUUUUCCUCAACCCGAACUCUUCGAGUAAUCUUCAAUAUUUGCUACUACUACUACACACACUAUUUUGUAUUGUAUACUGUAGAUUCGGCCACGUAUAACCACGGAUCACUUAUUAAUACUAUUUAAUAUAUGGUCCUAAUGGUAUUUGGUUCAAAAUCCGGAAGUACUAAACCUAAAACUGUGCAAAACUUUUUAGCUGCGCGAGGCAUAGAUUGUCAGGGAGCAUAUGGAUAUAUACAAGCACUUUCGUAACAAACAUAAAACAUGUUACCCCGUCUCCACUUCGGCUGUGACCUGUACAUUAUCUAAUAGCUAUAUAGUUCGAACGCCACGUUUUUAAGGCCGGGCGACAAACGCAAUCGCUCAGCCGUCCAAUCGUCCGCUACAUAUUUGGCAGAUUCUAUUUUUUGUCCUUAUUUGGACCAAAGGGCGUCAUCGUUAGAAAUGUGCUUGAAAAUCGCAUUAAAUUAUUUCCAUCCGUGUUACGGAAAUGUGAGUAUUACGUUUACCAUUAAUCUUUGCUUCGCGCGAUUUUUAACCCUUGAACAAUACAAUCAACGUAACUUGUUAGUAUAAUCGACGAACCCAUUGUGAUUAUUUGGUUAAUUUUUUAUCUAUACGUAAUAAAAUAGGCGUUAUUUAUUUUUCUAUUUUGUUAUAGCUUAUAUUUUUUAUAUUCCAAUUAUAGCUAGGUAGUAUAUGUUUCUGUAUGUGAGAACUUCCAACGAAUUUUCAAAACCAUAUUUCUUUAUGUGAUACUUUUAAAUUAUUUGAUUUUUAAAUUGGAGAUCUAAGUAAACCAAU